AUGGAUCUAGACGAAAAACGCGUUGAAGGCUGGAAAUAUCUAAACAAACAAUUCUUUGGUGAUGGAGAACGAGCAAACUAUGUAAACAUUCCGCAUGUUAUUGCAAUGGUUGGUCUGCCAGCUCGGGGCAAGACAUACAUAUCUAAGAAGCUGUCAAGAUAUCUUAAUUGGAUAGGAAUUAAUACUAGGGUAUUCAAUCUUGGAGAGUACAGACGACAUGCUACAACUGCAUACACAAGUCAUGAGUUUUUCAGAGCUGAUAAUAAAGAGGCCAUGGCUAUACGGCAGCAAUGUGCGCUGGAUGCAUUGCAUGAUGUCUGUGAGUGGCUGGUUAAAGGUGGAGAGGUUGCUGUGUUUGAUGCCACAAACUCAACAAUGGAGCGACGGCGAAUGAUCCGAGAAAUCGUUGUUCACAAAAUGGGCUUCAAACUAUUCUUUGUAGAAUCCAUUUGUGAUGAUCCACGCAUUAUAGAACAAAAUAUUAUGGAAGUAAAAGUAAGCAGUCCGGACUACACAAACUUACAAGACACUGACAAUGUUCUAGAUGACUUUUUACUAAGGAUAGAGCAUUAUAAGGAAAAGUAUGAGCCGUUGGACGAAAGCCUUGAAUCGGAAUGCAGCUUCAUGAAAAUAUAUGACACAGGAGAAAAAGUGGUUGUACAUAAACAUGAAGGACAUAUACAGAGUCGGAUUGUAUAUUACUUGAUGAAUAUACAUAUAGUACCACGAACAAUUUAUUUAACAAGGCACGGUGAAAGUCUCCACAACUUAGUGGGACGUAUAGGCGGUGACAGCGAGUUGUCAACCCGAGGAAAACAAUACGCCAGUGCACUAGCCACUUAUAUAGACCAGCAAAAUAUCCCCGGUCUACGCGUUUGGACAUCCUGGAUGAAGAGAGCCAUACAAACGGUGAAGGAUGUCCGAGCACCACAGGAAAGGUGGAAGGCCCUUAAUGAGAUUGAUGCGGGGAUAUGCGAAGAAAUGACCUACGCAGAAAUACAACAGAAGUACCCGUCAGAUUUUAAUUCCCGGGAUGCGAACAAGUUCGCCUACCGGUACCCUCGAGGGGAGAGCUACGAAGACCUGGUGGCACGACUGGAGCCGGUCAUCAUGGAGCUGGAGAGACAAGGGAAUGUACUGGUGGUGUCCCACCAGGCCGUCAUGAGGUGCCUCCUGGCCUACUUCCUGGAUAAGUCUGCUGAUGAGCUCCCAUAUCUUCAUGUGCCAUUGCACACAGUGAUAAAACUGACUCCGGUUGCGUACGGCUGUCGGGAAGAACAUAUUAAAUUGUCCGUCGAUGCCGUAGACACACAUCGGCCGAAACCAUCUGUGAUACCUGCUCCGCCCAUUAAGUCGCCAGUUCCACCUGUACUCAACGGUGAAGCAAAUGGAGAUAACAAAAAGGACCAACACUAG
Molecule: messenger RNA, 1416 nt
Organism: Pieris macdunnoughi
Lineage: Eukaryota; Metazoa; Arthropoda; Insecta; Lepidoptera; Pieridae
Source: the annotation of a GenBank genome assembly